AUGACAUGCAUGAGCAAGACUUUGAUCUGGAAACAACAGCAGAUUGCUAUUCGGCUGGUGGAGAUUGGACUGGAGAUUCGGCUGGUGGAGAUUGGACUGGAGAUUCAGGUGGAGAUUGGACUGGAGAUUCGGCUGGUGGAGACGUGGGUGGAGAUUGGACUGGAGAUUGGGCUGGAGAUUCAGGUGGAGAUUGGACUGGAGAUUCGGCUGGUGGAGAUUGGACUGGAGAUUCAGGUGGAGAUUGGACUGGAGAUUGGGCUGGUGGAGAUUGGACUGGAGAUUGGGCUGGAGAUUCAGGUGGAGAUUGAACUGGAGAUUCGGGUGGAGAUUGGACUGGAGAUUCGGCUGGAGAUUCGGCAUCGCAAACGGGAAGUUGGUUAUUCGACAAAUCUAAACUAUGAAGGGCAUUUAAAGAACCAAAGUCGGCCGAAAUCGAACCCAAUAAAUUAUUCGAGGAAAGAUUCAAUGUCCUUGUUGUUGCCUGCCCCGAACUCAACCAAACUCGUCCACGAUGAUACAUUAGUCGGGAUGUUACCACUAAACUCAUUCAAACACAUUAGUCAAAGCACCACGGCUGCACAAACAUUCCGGCAGUUUUCCGGUGAAAAAAUUCUCAGAAACAUCGACUUCAAAGAGCUUCGAGUCGACACUCACCAAAUCAACCGACUUGGUUACUUGAGGAAUCCGGCCCGAAAGCUGGUUCUUAAACAAAUAAAUCGUUUUCAAAUUUCUCAACGAGAAAAGACCAAGUCCAAAAAGGUGAGGCUUGACAAAUUCCCGAAGCUCUUGGGAAUAUUUCAGUUGACGUUCGUCAGCCUCAUCUGGAAACUCUUCAAUUUCGUUGGAGAUCUCCACCGGAUAGCUGCCAUCGAAGGAAUUAAAGCAAAGGUACAGGAGACGGAGCUCCGACAGGCUCCCGAUUCCCGGCGGAAUGUUGCCGAAAAAGUUGUUUUUAAGGUGGCCGGGAAGUUUCCCGUGGUGGAGGACGCCGAUGGAGUCGGACACGUUGCCGGAGAUGUUGUAGUUGUUGAUGUUGAUUCUGGUGACGUGGCCGGAGAUGACGUCAGGUUCCAGUGUUGGAGGGUUGUGGUGUUGCCCCAUGCAUUUUUCAUGUCUAGCAAGGCGGUUCUUUCGUCAGUGGGAAGGUUUUUUGAAUUUACGAAAAAGGACAUGGAUGAGAGAAGAAAAAAGAGGAAGAGCAGUACAGUACUCGAGUGGAAGAAGGGUAGUUUCGUCAUUAGGGCAAGGCAACAGCGUGGGAUCCUUUUUGAGGAAGACGAACGGACUAUCAGAACUCACCUAAGGGCUAAGAAGUUUGUGAAGGAUUUUUGGAAGACAAGAACGGAUUUGGAGAUCGCAUCUGACAGAAACUGGGGGAAAUGGGUGCUGGCCCACUACCAUGAAGGACACCAUGAAAGAAGGGAAAAAACCCAUAUGAAGCCCAAAUGA
This is a messenger RNA of Striga asiatica, 1449 nucleotides long. Lineage: Eukaryota; Viridiplantae; Streptophyta; Magnoliopsida; Lamiales; Orobanchaceae. The record is from the annotation of a GenBank genome assembly.